Messenger RNA from Orbilia oligospora ATCC 24927, 1014 nucleotides. RefSeq lists its product as uncharacterized. Lineage: Eukaryota; Fungi; Ascomycota; Orbiliomycetes; Orbiliales; Orbiliaceae. The coding region runs from base 1 to 1014 and encodes 337 amino acids. The transcript has 3 exons. The record is from RefSeq and is a predicted model, not a curated record.
AUGCUCUUCAUCAUUGGAGUAGUCGCGUUCUUUGCCAUCCGAGCUGCAGCGCAGCAGUCGUGUACAUGUAGUUGCACAAUAGAUGGUUGCUUUGAAGCGUUGGCAGGAACCUUGCCAUUCUUUCCUCAGGCCACUGUUAGUGACUGUAGAUCUUUUCUAUGGACACGUUCUACUGUUGCCGCAACAACGAUCACUGAAACUAUACCAUCGACGCCUAUUACAGCGACACCCGGCACUGAACCCACAGGACCCGUCACAGCUAUUAAUAUACCUGCUCAGGUUGCUGCCGCCUGCUCAAACGCAGCAGCUUACUCCUCGGCCUGUGAAUGCCUCGGUAUAACCGCCGGAAAGACAACCUUUAUUCAUGUAGAAUUUACGACAACGACAAUCAUUAAACCGGCUGCAACACCAGAUACUUCCUGUGACAGCGCCGGCCUCGAAGUAGCAAUUUACGACAACCCUUACCUAACAUUCACAACGAAUUACCCUGAGUUCAACCCCGAACACUUCAAGAAUCUCGCCCCGUAUGACACUGAUAAAACAAAUAUAUUGGGGCUGCAUUCUACUACUGAAAUGAAUAAUCCUCACGGCUUUACGCCCGCAACACCUGCUAUCUACGUUCUUAACUACCGGGGUUUCUUCUACAGCCCGAACACCACAACGUAUACGUUUAGAAUCUCUGACGCGGAUGACUAUGCCGGCUUUUGGACUGGUUCAAAAGCACAGAUAGGGUGGACGAGAGCGAAUGAGGACGGUGAAUCUACGUUUCACCCACCUGCUGACCCUCCUGUGGUGGGCCAAAUCCAGCUAGCCUUAAGUGCUGGCGAAUAUACACCCCUUCGAAUUAUUUUCGCGAAUCGGGGAGGGGCUGGAAAAUAUACAUUUGAGGUGGUUGACUCAGGCGGGUUCUCUUAUGUUGAAUAUGGCUCAGCUUCACCAUAUCUCGUAUCGCGUUCUUGUCUUAACCCCACCGAUGCACCACCUUUCACGAGCCCUUUUGGCGAGGAGUCUUGA